CGGAGACUGGGAGCGAAAAAUCCGGGAUCCGGCAACUUUGGGCAGCGCAUGCGCGCCCGCGGCGCUCCAUCCCAAACACACACACAUUUUUCCCCCGGACUUGGAAAGUCACCCAAAGCCGCCCCAAGUGCAGGCAAACAGGCCUCACUGAGUGAAGGCGAAGACCAUCCAUCUUACCUGCCUUUCCUGCUGUCUCGGCGUCGGCCCUUCCUAUAGAAGGGGUCCUGCUGCUCCCGUGGUGUGUGUGGGAAUGGACUUCGGACCCCAGGUUCUUGGGAUGCAAAGGAUGAAGUGACACCCCCACCGCGAGAGAGGAGCCUCUAGGACCCACGACAAGAGUUUGGGACCAAAGAGAGGAGAAUGGAUCUUGGUACAGCUGAAGGCACCCGGUGCACCGACCCGCCCACAGGCAAGCCCGCGAUGGCGGCCAAGCGCAAAGGCGGCCUGAAGCUCAACGCCAUCUGCGCCAAGCUGAGCCGCCAGGUGGUGGUGGAGAAGGGCGGGGAGGCUGGUGCCCAUGCCGAGGGCAGCCCACUGCGGCCCCGGGACAAAGAACGCAGUGGCGCCGAGUCCGGGGUGGCCCGGGCCCCCCGCAGUGAAGAAGACAAGAGGCGGGCGGUGAUUGAGAAAUGGGUCAACGGGGAGUACAGCGAGGAGCCGGCGCCCACGCCAGUUCUGGGGCGGAUCGCCCGGGAGGGCCUGGAGCUGCCACCUGAGGGUGUCUACAUGGUCCAGCCCCAGGGCUGCAGCGACGAAGAGGACCACGGCGAAGAGCCCCCCAAGGACGGCAGCGUCCUGGAGGAGAAGGACUCGGAUGGGGCAGCCUCCAAGGAUGACGGUGGUCCCAGUGCCAAGCAGGCUUCAGGAGAGGCCUCUUCGCUGCGGGACUACGCGGCCUCCACCAUGACCGAGUUCCUUGGCAUGUUUGGCUACGACGACCAGAACACGAGGGACGAGCUGGCCAGGAAGAUCAGCUUCGAGAAGCUGCACGCGGGCUCCACCCCUGAGGCGGCCACCUCCUCCGCGCUGCCCACCUCCGAGGACGCCCUCAGCAAGCGGGCGCGGUUCUCCAAGUACGAGGAGUAUAUCCGCAAGCUCAAGGCCGGCGAGCAGCUGUCCUGGCCGGCCCACGGCACCACGGCCGAGGGGCGGGCGGGCAAGGAGGCGCUGGGCCCCCUGCCCGGCCUGCGGCUUCCCAGUAGCACCACGCACCUGGAGACCAAGGCCACCAUCCUGCCCCUGCCCUCGCACAGCAGCGUCCCCAUGCAGGGCCUGGUGGCCCGCGCCUCCAAGUACGACUUCUUCAUCCAGAAACUGAAGACGGGUGAGAACCUGCGGCCCCAGAACGGGAGCGCCUACAAGAAGCCGUCCAAGUACGACCUGGAGAACGUCAAGUACCUGCACCUCUUCAAACCCGGGGAGGGCAGCCCUGACAUGGGCGGGGCCAUCGCCUUCAAGACAGGCAAGGUGGGGCGCCCCUCCAAGUACGACGUCCGGGCCAUCCAGAAGCCUGGCCCCGCCAAGGUUCCGCCCACCCCCAGCCUGGCUCCCGCACCCCUCGCCAGCGUGCCCACCGCUCCCAGCGCCCCUGGGCCAGGCCCUGAGCCAUCUGCCUCCCUGCCUUUCAACACUCCCGAGUACCUGAAGUCAACCUUCUCCAAAACAGACUCCAUCACCACGGGGACCGUCUCCACUGUCAAGAACGGAUUGCCCACAGAUAAACCAGCUGUCACUGAAGAUGUAAACAUUUACCAGAAAUAUAUUGCCAGGUUCUCAGGCAGUCAGCACUGCGGCCACAUCCACUGCGCCUACCAGUACCGCGAGCACUACCACUGCCUUGACCCCGAGUGCAACUACCAGAGGUUCACGAGCAAGCAGGACGUGAUCCGGCACUACAACAUGCACAAGAAGCGGGACAACUCCCUGCAGCACGGCUUCAUGCGCUUCAGCCCACUGGAUGACUGCAGCGUCUACUACCACGGCUGCCACCUCAACGGGAAGAGCACCCACUACCACUGCAUGCAGGUGGGCUGUAACAAGGUGUACACGAGCACGUCAGACGUGAUGACCCACGAGAACUUCCAUAAGAAGAACACCCAGCUCAUCAAUGACGGCUUCCAGCGCUUCCGUGCCACCGAGGACUGCGGCACAGCCGACUGUCAGUUCUACGGGCAGAAGACCACGCACUUCCACUGCAGGCGCCCCGGCUGCACGUUCACCUUCAAGAACAAGUGUGACAUCGAGAAGCACAAAAGCUACCACAUCAAGGACGACGCCUACGCCAAGGACGGCUUCAAGAAGUUCUACAAGUACGAGGAGUGCAAGUACGAGGGCUGCGUGUACAGCAAGGCCACCAACCACUUCCACUGCAUCCGCGCCGGCUGCGGCUUCACCUUCACCUCCACCAGCCAGAUGACCUCACAUAAGCGCAAGCAUGAGCGCAGGCACAUACGCGCCUCGGGCUCCGGCGUGCUGGGGCUGCCGCCCUCGCUGCUGGGCGCCAAGGACACGGAGCACGAGGAGUCCAGCAACGACGACCUGGUCGACUUCUCAGCCCUGAGCAGCAAGAACUCCAGCCUGAGCGCCUCCCCCACCAGCCAGCAGUCCUCCGCCUCCCUGGCCGCGGCCACUGCCACCUCUGAGGCCGUGCCCAGCGCCACCAAGCCUCCCAACAGCAAGAUCUCGGGCCUAUUGGCCCAGGGCCUGCCUGGCUCCAUCCCCCUGGCGCUGGCUCUCUCCAACUCUGGCCUGCCCAGCGCCGCACCCUACUUCCCCAUCCUUCCUGGCCGGGGCAGUGCCUCCCUGCCAGUGGGUGCCCCUGGUCUCAUGGGUGCCAUGUCGUCUGGGACAGCAGGCUCAGCAACCCCUGACACGCCCGCCCUGGUGGCCUCGGGAGCUGGUGACUCGGCGGUGGCGGGGGCUGCCUCGGUCCCCGUGCCCCCUGCCUCAAUCAUGGAGAGGAUCUCAGCCAGCAAAGGCCUCAUCUCGCCCAUGAUGGCCAGGCUGGCCGCGGCCGCCCUCAAGCCCUCUUCCCCCUUUGACCCAGGAAACGGGCAGCAGGCCACCCCUGCCAGGUUCCCCCCAGCCCCGGUGAAGCAGGAGCCCGGUGAGAGUGCUGGCGCCCCAGGUCCCCACGAGGCCUCCCAGGACCGCAGUUUAGACCUGACUCUGAAGGAGCCCAGUAAUGAAUCAAAUGGCCACGCAGUCCCGGCAAAUUCAUCUCUUUUAUCCUCGCUUAUGAAUAAGAUGUCUCAGGGCAGCCCCAACCUCGGCAGCCUGUUGAACGUCAAGACGGAUACGGAGGGGGGCCCUGCCGGGGAGUCCCCACCGUUCCUGGGCAAGGCUGUGAAAGCAAUGGUUCAGGAGAAGCUGUCAGAGCCCUGGAAGGUGUACCUUCGCAGGUUUGGCACCAAGGACUUCUGCAACGCCCAGUGUGACUUCCUCCACAAGGCCCACUUCCACUGCGUGGUGGAGGAGUGCGGCGCGCUUUUCAGCACCCUGGACGGGGCCAUCAAGCACGCCAACUUCCACUUCCGGACGGAGGGAGGAGCAGUGAAAGGAAACCCAGAGGCUGCCUUCCCGGCCUCAGCUGCUGAGACCAAACCCUCCUUGGCCCCCGCGUCCCCUCCAGCGCCACCCGUCACCACGGCCACGGCUUCCUCUCUCGAGGGGCCCACUCCCAGCCUGGCCGCCGUGCCCUCCACCCCCACCCUGCUCGCCUGGAAGCAGCUGGCUUCCACCAUACCCCAGAUGCCUCAGAUUCCAGCAUCAGUGCCUCACCUGCCCACUUCGCCCUUGGCAACGACUUCUCUAGAGAACGCCAAGCCCCAGGUCAAACCCGGAUUCCUCCAGUUCCAGGAGAACGAUCCUUGCCUCGCAACGGACUGCAAGUAUGCCAACAAGUUCCACUUCCACUGUCUCUUUGGGAACUGCAAGUACGUCUGCAAAACCUCUGGCAAGGCCGAGUCCCACUGCCUGGACCACAUCAACCCCAACAACAACCUGGUGAACGUGCGAGACCAGUUUGCUUACUACUCCCUGCAGUGCCUCUGUCCCAACCAGCACUGCGAGUUCCGGAUGCGUGGGCACUACCACUGUCUCCGGACUGGCUGCUACUUUGUGACCAACAUCACCACCAAGCUGCCGUGGCACAUAAAGAAGCACGAGAAAGCCGAGCGGCGGGCAGCCAAUGGGUUCAAGUACUUCACCAAGCGUGAGGAGUGCGGCAGGCUAGGCUGCAAGUACAACCAGGUGAAUAGCCACUUCCACUGCAUCCGGGAGGGCUGCCAGUUCUCCUUCCUCCUCAAGCACCAGAUGACCUCCCACGCCCGGAAGCACAUGCGGAGGAUGCUGGGGAAGAACUUCGAUCGCGUGCCCUCCUCCCAGGGCCCCCCGAGCCUGAUGGACACCGAGACGGACGAGUACAUGGAUUAUACUGGCUGCAGCCCGGGCGCCAUGUCCUCCGAGUCCUCCACCAUGGACCGAAGCUGCUCCAGCACCCCUGUGGGCAAUGAGAGCACCGCGGCAGGGAACACCAUCUCCAUGCCGACAGCCUCGGGGGCCAAAAAGCGCUUCUGGAUCAUUGAGGACAUGUCUCCGUUCGGCAAGCGGCGCAAGACUGCUUCCUCUCGGAAGAUGCUGGACGAGGGCAUGAUGCUCGAGGGCUUCCGGCGCUUCGACCUCUACGAGGACUGCAAGGACGCGGCCUGCCAGUUCUCGCUCAAGGUCACCCACUACCAUUGCACGCGCGAGAACUGCGGCUACAAGUUCUGCGGGCGCACGCACAUGUACAAGCACGCGCAGCACCACGACCGCGUGGACAACCUGGUGCUGGACGACUUCAAGCGCUUCAAGGCCUCGCUCAGCUGCCACUUCGCCGACUGCCCCUUCUCGGGGAGCAGCACGCACUUCCACUGCCUGCGCUGCCGCUUCCGCUGCACCGACAGCACCAAGGUCACGGCGCACCGCAAGCACCACGGCAAGCAGGACGUGAUCAGCGCGGCGGGCUUCUGCCAGUUCAGCUCGAGCGCCGACUGCGGCGUGCCCGACUGCAAGUACAAGCUCAAGUGCUCGCACUUCCACUGUACCUACCCCGGCUGCCGCCAUACGGUCGUGGGCAUGUCGCAGAUGGACUCGCACAAGCGCAAGCACGAGAAGCAGGAGCGCGGCGAGCCGCCCGCCGCCUCCCCCGGCCCCGAGGGCCCCGCGCCCGGCCCCGCCGCCGCCGCCGCCGGCCUGGACGGCGCGCCCCCGCCCGGCGCCGAGCCCGCCGCCGCCGCCGCCGCCCUGCUCUUCCUGCCCGGCCCGGCGCUGGGGCCCAGCGACGACCCCGGCCCGCCCGACGCCCCGGGGCCCCGCAUCGGCCCCGCCGUGCCCGGCCCAGCGGCCGGCGAGUCGUCGCAGGAGGACGACGAGGAGGAGCUGGAGCUGAACGAGGAGGAGGCGGACGACGACGAGGACGACGACGAGGAGGACGACGAGGACGACGACGAGGAGGACGAGGACGACGACGACGAGGACCUGCGCACCGACUCGGAGGAGUCGCUGCCCGAGGCGCCGGCCGUGGCGGCGGGGCCGGGGGCGCGGAGCCCGGAGCUGGCGGCCCUCGGCGCCCCCGCGCCCCCCGGCCCCGCGCCCGCCGCCUCCUCCCCGUAG
Molecule: messenger RNA, 5655 nt
Organism: Dama dama (fallow deer)
Lineage: Eukaryota; Metazoa; Chordata; Mammalia; Artiodactyla; Cervidae
Gene: CASZ1
Product: castor zinc finger 1
Exons: 21
Coding region: 361-5655 (1764 amino acids)
Biological process (GO): regulation of neuron differentiation; positive regulation of transcription by RNA polymerase II
Cellular component (GO): nucleus
Molecular function (GO): RNA polymerase II transcription regulatory region sequence-specific DNA binding; DNA-binding transcription factor activity, RNA polymerase II-specific
Source: RefSeq, a predicted model, not a curated record